GGGAUGAGUCCAGCGCUCCUGACUCCGUAACCCCUUUCAAACGAACCCAGCUUUCUCUCUCCGGCUGCGCGUCCCUCAAUCUGGAUCGGCAUAAAUGAAUGAAACACAAGGGAAUAUCGACAGGCAAUCGCACAGGAAAACUCUCUGUCAAACCAGCCUGCCAGAAGGAAUUUAUGUCGGGCUUGACAGGCAAUUCAACAUGAGUUUUUUCCUCUGGAACUUCAUCUCAAGAUUGUCAAAUGCGUAAAACGGCGACCGGUGUCUUCUGCCCCCCUUGCAAAGGAGUCACGCUGUGAUUAACGGAUCAGGUUUUUGACUGCCAGGACAAAUGAAUACAAAUGAAUUUAGGCACCCGAAGGAGAGAUUGCAGAACCUCUCAUCUAGACACAAAGAGAGCCCUAUUGCUCUGUACAGUUCUAUAUUGUACUUGUUACCUGGGACUUACACAAGUGCACCCUGAAGAUGUGGACAUCCUCCAGAAGUUGGGGCUUAAGGGAGAGAAGCCAUCACGCUCGGUGCCAGCAGGGGUCAUUCCAUUCAGAUCGGGGAUCAUCCUCAACCAGCGGGCGCACAUUGAGGCUCCACUGCGCUCACUUCUUCCAGCGGCCAUCUGGCCCCACCUGGCACUGGUCCUGAGUGUACGCUCACACCGUGUCAACAGUGCUUUCCUCUUCACCCUGCUCUCAGGCCGAAAGAAGCUCCUUCUUGGUCUGCAGCUUGUACCGGGAAGUCUGGUCCUACACACGGGGCCAAACACCUCUGUGGCGCUUCCCUAUGAGCCCCAUGAUGGUCAGUGGCACCAGCUGGCGUUGGGAAUUAAUGGACAGAGAGUGACUCUAUAUGCCUCCUGCGGAGAGCAGAGUGUUCAUGCAGACUUUGGGUGGGACAGUGAGGAGGGACUGGCUCCAGAGCUCCAUGGCUCCUUCCUGCUGGGGCGCACAAGCCAGCAGCAAGCUUCAGCACACUUUGAAGGAGCCAUUUGCCAGUUUGACCUGGUCCCUUCUGCACAGGCAGCUCACAACUACUGCAGGUACAUUAAGAAACAGUGCAGGGAAGCUGACACAUAUAGGCCUAACCUUCCUCCUCUACUGCCUAUCCUACCACGAGAAACAAACAUCACAGCUACUGCUGCUACGCCUAAACGCGGUGGCCCGGAAACCGCCAGAAAGUCCACAGGAUUCAGCCUUGCCAAGAGUGUUGCUGCUGCUGCCUCGGCUGUCAGAUAUGUAGCCCCCACCCAAACACUAAAGCCAAACCAUGUAACCAUUCAUACACCCCUCCUGGGUACUGUGAUGCCAGUUACAGCUCAGCUUGGUUUGGCUUCCCCACCUUCCGAGACCAGGACUGAAACUGUCACAGCACCACUCAGGAUAGCAGCAACCCCAACGAAACCACCAACUCCAAGACCCUCUACUUCCAAAACCUCUAAUCAGAAACCCUCCAAACCUACUUCUUCCAAACCUACUCCUUCCAAACCUAUUCCCUCCAAACCUACUUCCUCCAAACCUACUUCCUUAAAACCUAGUCCUUCCAAAGCUACUCCCUCCAAACCUACACACUCCAAACCUACUCCCUCCAAACCUAAACCCUCCAAACCUAUUCCCUCCAAAUCUACUCCUUCCAAACCUACUCCCUCCAACAAACCCACUCCCCCCAAGCCCACUGCUCAAAACAAACCAAAAAAGACAAUCGCAAGAACAGACAACAAGAAGAAACCUACUAUUCCAGCCACUACCAGCACCAAACCCUCCAAGACAAAGCCUGAUUCUGCCUUCAGUGCAAUCCCAAAGAAACCACCACCCACCGCGGCCAAGAAAACAACUCCCAAGCCUAAAGUUACACCUUCCAAAGCCACUCCGUUCAAACCCAAGUCGAAUUCUGUCAAAGUAGUCCCUUCUAAACCAACAACGUCCAAAGUUAGCCCCUCGAAAUCGACUACUUCCAAAUUUACAGCUGCUAAAACCCCCAAGCCAGUCUCCAAGCAGAUCACCAAGCCAACAAAACCAGCCAAAACCACCAAGGCCCCUGUCACACCACGACCUACCAAGCCUUCAUACAACCCGGUGACACCACCUGCCACUGAUGGCUUCCAGAGCUGGGACGUGCCACCUACGCAGUUCUCCCUGCUGGCUGGACCUGUAGGACAGAAAGGAGAACCUGGCCUGCAGGGACUCCCAGGACCUCCAGGGAAGCCAGGCCUGCCAGGCAAGAGGGGUCCUCGGGGCGCCCCUGGUCCCCAUGGAAACCCUGGCCCACCUGGUCCACCCGGACUCAAGGGGAGAAAAGGAGACCCUGGCAUCUCACCUGGGCCGGCACCUAAAGGAGAGAAGGGAGACCCGGGGAUUAUCGGCCCGGUGGGACUGACGGGCCAAGCAGGUCGAAAGGGACAGAAAGGUUACCCUGGCCCACCUGGACUCCCCGGAGAGCCCGGAGAGCAGGGUCCGAUCGGAAGCCCAGGUGCCAAAGGUUAUCCUGGCAGGCAGGGUUUACCAGGGCCAAUAGGACCACCGGGGCCCAAAGGUGUCCGGGGUUUCAUUGGAAUCCCGGGGCUUUUUGGCCUGCCCGGGCCUGAUGGCGAAAGAGGCAUUCCCGGCGAACCAGGGAAGAGGGGCAAGAUGGGUAGGCCGGGGUUUCCAGGGGACUUCGGGGAGAGAGGGCCACCGGGAGCAGAUGGAGAGCCCGGUAACCUAGGAGCCCCCGGUCCAAACGGAGUUCUUGGACUUAUUGGUGAUAUGGGGCCAGUGGGAGAGAUGGGCCUUCCAGGACCUAAUGGACUGAAGGGGGUGCCCGGCAAUCCAGGAGAACCAGGACUGAAAGGUGAUAAGGGUGAAAUUGGAGUACCUGGAGAGCAAGGGGAGAUCGGGUUCAAAGGAGACAAGGGCAUCCAGGGGGCUCCAGGGUUACCAGGUAUCCGUGGGAAACCAGGACCACCGGGAAACCCAGGAGACAGAGGACCUGAUGGUACCCCCGGACCGCCAGGCCCUGAGGGGUUUCCUGGUGACAUGGGACCACCAGGAGAGAAUGGCCUUGAAGGACCAAAGGGAAAACUGGGGACCAGAGGUUUACCAGGGCCGAGAGGGGUGCCUGGCUUAGAGGGGGACGAGGGCCCGAUUGGACCGCCAGGCCCAACAGGACUCGAGGGUAGAAUGGGCAGAAAAGGAUUUCCCGGGAAGGUUGGGCCAGAGGGAGUUAAGGGAGAGUCCGGAAUCACAGGGAAAGUCGGACUCAUGGGAGAAAGAGGAUUGGUGGGUUUCAUCGGACCUGUGGGAGAGGCAGGGCUGGCAGGAGAGAAGGGGGAUCGAGGGGAGAUGGGCCUCCCAGGACCGCCUGGAGAAAAGGGAUCAACGGGUCACCCGGGGACGCCAGGUGAGACUGGACCUACAGGACCACCAGGAAGAACAGGCCCUCCUGGAGCGUCUGGGCCAACCGGUACCAGAGGAGCCAAAGGCCUGCGGGGAGCGAGAGGGCCCGACGGUCCAACGGGAGACUUGGGGUUAGAGGGCAAGAAGGGUCCUGAUGGUCCUCCAGGAAAAAUCGGUUUCCCCGGACCACAGGGAAAGAUUGGCGAGACGGGGGAAACUGGGCCUAAAGGUUUUCCUGGUAUCCAAGGGCCUUCGGGACCGCCGGGGGACAAGGGAAUAGCAGGCGAGCCGGGAUUACCUGGGCCACCUGGGACGUUGGGACUGUUGGGAGAAAUUGGUCACCAGGGUCCUCCAGGUAAAGUGGGUGAACCAGGCCUACCAGGAGAGCCAGGGGAGAAGGGAGCCAUUGGACCUGCCGGGAACAUCGGAGAGCAAGGACUAAUAGGACAGCGGGGAGAGCCAGGCCUCGAGGGAGAAGCUGGUCCAGCUGGUCCCGAUGGCACCAAGGGUGAAAAAGGCGACAUGGGUCAGGAGGGCGACACAGGCGAAAAAGGUGAAAUUGGACUAAAGGGAAAAGAGGGACCACCUGGAAAUCCUGGACUCACUGGCGUCAGAGGCCCAGAAGGGAAGCCUGGCAAAAUUGGGGAAAGAGGCAAACUGGGACCAAAGGGUGCCAAGGGUCAAAUGGGUCACCUUGGGGAGACUGGGUCAGUGGGGAAGACUGGAGCGCCGGGUUUUGUGGGGCAAAAGGGCUCCAGAGGAACCAUUGGACAUGUGGGAGCUCCUGGGAGAAGGGGUCAGCAGGGGGAACUUGGUCCAGCGGGUUAUGAGGGUCAUCAAGGGCCACAAGGCCCAAUGGGGUCUUCAGGACCUAAAGGUGAAAAGGGCGAGCAGGGGGAUGAUGGGAAGGUGGAAGGUCCUCCUGGUCCUCCAGGUGACAUAGGACCUCCAGGUGACAGAGGAGAGAGGGGCGAAUCAGGAGACCCGGGCUACAAAGGUCAAAUUGGUGUGGAUGGAGAACGAGGUAGACCUGGAGCCCCCGGACAACCCGGACAUCCUGGACCUCGAGGGCAGCAAGGACCCAAAGGGGCCAAAGGAGAUCAAGGUCAGAAAGGCAAAAAGGGCCAGUCGGGACAAAAAGGAACCAGAGGAACAGAGGGUGGGGUUGGUCCCCUUGGUCCCAGAGGUGUGGUGGGCCGAGAAGGACUGGAGGGUACGCCCGGGGUUGAUGGAGUCCCAGGAAAAGAUGGCAGUAAAGGCAUGCCGGGAGAACAUGGCGAUGAUGGGGAGGCUGGUCUUACAGGUAAACCUGGGUCACGUGGUAAAACUGGCGUUCCAGGACUCCCAGGAGAUCAGGGGGGCAUUGGACCAAAGGGUGAGCGGGGUCUUCGUGGCCAGAGCGGGCCCCCAGGAAAAAGAGGCUUCAAAGGUGGAAUGGGACUACCAGGGCUACAGGGAGACCAAGGACCGAAAGGACAACCUGGUGACACAGGGGAGCAAGGUUUUCCAGGAAUUCUUGGUGUUUUUGGACCAAGGGGUCCUCCAGGAGACUUUGGGCCCAAGGGCAUACGGGGACCGAAGGGGCCACCGGGUGCAAUGGGCAGAGGAGGAGUCAUCGGGCCUGAAGGAAUUAUUGGUCCCAGUGGAAGUGCAGGUCCUCGAGGGGAGAAGGGCAAUCGUGGAGAGACUGGAUUUCAAGGUCCAAGGGGAUCUCCUGGACCUCGUGGACCCCCUGGACGUCCAGGUCCACCGAGCAUCCCUCCAUUAUUUAAAGAAGAAGGUCUCUUGUAUUUGGAUUCACCCACAUCACUCAGGACUGAGAAUAAACCAGUGAUGGACCUGCCUAUGCUGGACCAGGGCGCAGAGAUCUUUAAGACCCUCCACUACCUCAGUAACCUGAUCCAGAGCCUGAAGAACCCACUGGGCACUCGGGACAACCCUGCCCGCAUCUGCAGGGACCUGCGCAGCUGUGAACAGAAGUUAAAUGAUGGCACUUACUGGAUUGAUCCCAACUUGGGUUGCUCAUCAGAUACAAUAGAAGUCACCUGCAACUUUACCGGAGGUGGACAGACUUGCCUGAAACCAAUAACAGCAUCCAAGCCAACAAUCAGUGUCGGCCGCGUCCAAAUGAACUUCCUGCACCUGCUGAGCUCAGAGGCCGUGCAGCACGUCAUCAUCCACUGCCUGAAUGUCUCGGUUUGGAGGACAGCUGAGGAUCAGCCGGUUGCUCAGGGGUCUGUGAGAUUCAAGGCCUGGACCGGGGAGGUGUUUGAGGUGGGAGGAGAGCUCGAGCCAGAAGUCUUGGAGGAUUCCUGCUGGAUAAAAGAUGGGCGCUGGCACCAGACCCACUUUGUGUUCCACUCUUUGGACCCCACCUUGCUCCCUGUGGUUGACAUCUACAGCCUCCCAAAAACUAGUCCUGGCUCGCAUUACCACCUAGAAGUAGGUCCUGUGUGCUUCCUGUGAGGGCUGCAGUGUAAGUCCUCUGAGCAUGGAGGGGAUGGACAACCAACCCCUGCUAGACACAUCCAUGCCGGCGUGGAGAUCGGAGCCUCCUCCUCCAAAUCAUGGCCAAACACUGUCCAAGCAAGAAACAAAAAAAAAAAAGAAAAAAGGCCCCAAACAGAUCAUGCUUCGUACCGCCAAACUCCCGUUGGACUGCAGACACAGAGGGAGGAAGCACGGGGGGGAGGCGCUGUGGGGACAACGAAGAGCCGAGGAGGAGCAGGGGAGUUCUUGCACUAAUGGCUUCUCAGUAUGGCAAAGGCUUCUUCAAGCUCACCAAGAAGGAUCUCCACAUGUAUGCCUGCAUGGAGGGGAAAUUAAAAAAAAAAAAGGCUCUCUGCCAACUAAUCUCUCCAGAACAUUGCUAAGUGAAGGGAGAACAAGGCCAAGUUAAUCAGUGGACGUUGCAGUAACUUAUUUUGUAUACAGUCUGUAUACUGUGUGUACUUUUUUUUUUUUUUUUUGUUUUGUUUUGGAAAUACCAGGAAUUAAAUUCUGUCAGAGAAGAGGAAUUAACGUAAAUGGGAUCACUUAAAUGUACAUAGAUAAAUAUAUAUGCUUAUUAUUAACUUUUAUACAUGUAUAUCUUAUGUAAAGAAAUAAUCUUUAAGUGCAAUAGAAAAACGAGAAGAUAAUUUGAUAUUUUUAAAAGAAAACUUAUACGGAAGGAUUUUUCAGGGGUGCCAUUUUUAUUUACCUUUGGUCCUCAUCUCACAAAUCUUGCAUAGGUGAAUUCAUCCAGAGGAAGAUUCGUUUGCUUAAAUUGAGCAGAAAAACUAUUUAAACUUGCGCCCCAAGUGGGAGACUUUCGGUUUCCUCCCCGACGUUGGGGGGGAGACCGGGGGCAACCAGUCAGCUCUCAAUAAGUUCCAUCUGAAGCCACAAACGGUCGCACGAAAACCAGCCCACGUGGAGAAAGUCAGCGUAUUAAUUACAUUACUGAACCGGAUGCCACUGAUUAUUUAGGGGAGAAUUAGAUGAAGAUUAAGGGUCAGAUUGAGGAAGACUAUGGAGCUCUAGUUUUCAGUAGUGUUUUACUAAAUCCUCUGUAACUGUGGAGUGUGAAAAUUAGUUCUUUGUUUCCUUACUUAUUAAAAAAUAAAUAAAUAAAUAAAUAGAAGAUAGGUGUUGUUGUUUAACCAGUGCCACAUGGGAUUGGGAAUCUCUCUCACAGUAAACAGGCUGCAGGCAAAGGUAAAAGAGAACUGAGCCACAAGGGAGAAAAGAGUUUGGGUACAGAAAUCCAAAUAAAACCUACAGCUUUUGUCCCAUCCUCCCUCGAAUGCACGGUGCUAAGAAAUUUAUCGAAGGUGCUAACCAUAGUGCUGUUAUUACACCACUUUGCUUAAAUAUUCAGAUUUUUUUUUCUUUUUCUUUUUUUUUUUAUAGUGCAUGCUUGCUUGGAAAAAAGCCCACAAUAAACACAUUGCCAUAGCUUCAUAAUGCACUAUAACGGUAAUAUCACAUCCACAUAGUUCCCUACAAGUAAAAUAAAAAUAUUGUUUUGCUCAGUGCUGCAAUCUAUUGCAAAUGAAAUAAAUUAAAAUAUAUUAGAAACCAUUAAACCUACAAACUGAUUUAUGCUAUUCUGUCCAGUAUAAAUCACGGAGUUGAAUCCUUUUUUUUCUUUUUUUUUUAAGAAUAAAAUUUUCUUUUUAUUCUGUACAAAGUCUCCCCCUCCCAACAGCUGUAUGUAAUAUUUCUUAGAAAACAGACAACUAGUGGAGGUAGUUUUAAUUAAAUAAAACAUUUCUUUGUUGUAGCUGAACACAAGUGUGUAUAAUUGUGUAAACCUUGCUGUAUACAGUGGAUCCCCUCUUGCUAAUUUAAUGUUAUUUAAUGUUGUUACCGUGGUUGCCAACUGAGCAAAUUUCUGUUGGUUGAAGCAAUACUACUCUUUCUGACAAUUUAUAUAUCAGUUGUCCCAACUGGUCUUGGAGUUUAUAGAUUUUUCUUUCUUUUUUUAAUGUGUAAAUUUGGGGCUCCAGAGAACAAAUUUAUUGCAAUGUUAAUUCUUUUAUUUUUUUAAUUUUUGUUAUGUUGUUUUUUUUUUCCUCUAUGAUAACCAACCAUGUACUGUACCACGACUGUGCUAUACUAUAACUUGUGUUUUAAAGAAUUAUGCAAAUAUGUGAACUUCUUUCUUUUUUUGUAAAUCUGUUCCAAGACAUUAAAACAAGCUAAGAAUACCUCACAGUUUUACACAGGGCUUGGAGCAAAGAUUUUAUAUUGCUUUUUAUAAUUACAACCUGUUUGGAAAAUAUCAGCCAAAUACAGCAAGUCGUCAUUUUUCGGUGCAAGACCAUUUCUUGUGCCUUCAUCCUUAAUCUGUCUACUCUUUUAGUCAUUGUUCGGUGUCCAUUUGUUCAAUAAAUACUUUUAAUUUG
Mugil cephalus (flathead mullet) is the source of this 8254-nucleotide messenger RNA. RefSeq names its product collagen, type XXVII, alpha 1a (gene col27a1a). The transcript has 61 exons. Lineage: Eukaryota; Metazoa; Chordata; Actinopteri; Mugiliformes; Mugilidae. Bases 339 to 5828 code for a protein of 1829 amino acids. Gene Ontology annotation, molecular function: extracellular matrix structural constituent. The record is from RefSeq and is a predicted model, not a curated record.